Messenger RNA from Benincasa hispida (wax gourd), 2496 nucleotides. RefSeq names its product Phototropic-responsive NPH3 family protein. The record is from RefSeq and is a predicted model, not a curated record. Gene Ontology annotation, molecular function: protein binding. NCBI's taxonomy places the organism in Eukaryota, Viridiplantae, Streptophyta, Magnoliopsida, Cucurbitales, Cucurbitaceae.
ACAGAGAAAAAAGAAAUAGAAAGGAAAGGAAAAAAACCCCAAAAAGAAGGCACAAAGUUAGUGAAUCUAGUAAGGUUUGAUGGGAUUGCAAACAAUUUGUGGAGUGUUAAUCAAAGGCAUGACCCACCAAUAAGGUCCCAUUGCUUUGGACAAUUGCAAUCUAUUGAUUUGCAAAAAUGCACUCCACCUGUUUGACGACAAUGGCCAAAGAACUUCUUCACCUUUCCCCAACUGGGUCUCUAUCUCUGUCUCUGUCUCUUUACACUCUCUGUUUCCCAAACCCCACCAUCGAUUUUUUUCCCCUAGUGACCUUCUACUUUGAUCUCCCUCGGUUCAUUUCCUCCGAAUGGACCGAACCAACAUGCUGCAGCUCCAGCAACAGUUGUCUCUCGCCAAGUCUGUGCGCCACCGUUGCAAUGAAUGGUGGGUGCUAACUGCUAAUUGAUGAUGAUUAUCAAUCCUCUCAGCAAAUGUAAGCAUUUCUUCGUUUGAAUAAUUGGCUAUUGGUUCGUGUAGGAUUUUUCGUGAUGUUCCUAGCGAUAUUACAAUAGAAGUGGCUGGAGUGACAUUUUCCUUGCAUAAGUUCCCUCUCGUCUCUCGAAGUGGGCGGAUUCGAAGGUUAGUUGCAGAGCAUAGAGAUUCUGACAUCUCGAAGGUGGAGCUUCUCAAUCUACCAGGAGGGGCUGAGUCUUUUGAGCUGGCAGCAAAAUUCUGUUAUGGGAUCAACUUUGAAAUUACUCCGGGAAAUGUUGCUCAGCUAUGUUGUAUAUCUGAUUAUCUUGAAAUGACUGAAGAGUUCUCAAAGGAUAAUCUUGGUUCGCGAGCUGAAGAAUAUCUCGAGAGCAUCGUCUCCAAGAACCUUGAAAUGUGUGUUGAAGUGUUGCAGCAAUGUGAGAACUUACUCCCUCUUGCCGAUGAGCUGAAAGUAGUUAGCCGCUGCAUCGAUGCAAUAGCAUCGAAGGCUUGUUCAGAGCAAAUUGCUUCAAGCUUCUCACGCUUGGAGUAUAGCAGUUCAGGGAGACUUCACAUGAGCAAGCAGGCCAAGUGUGAUAGUGACUGGUGGAUUGAAGAUAUCUCUGUUCUUCGUGUCGACUUGUACGAAAGAGUCAUUACUGCCAUGAAAUGUCGAGGGGUUCGUCCUGAGAGCAUAGGUGCAUCCUUGGUGAAUUAUGCUCAAAGAGAGUUGACAAAGAAAUCCAGCUUAUGGAACCCAUCUGGCCAGACAAAAGUUGAUUUUGUUACAGGGUCAAAUGGUCAAGAAAAAAUUGUUGUCGAGACAAUAGUCAGCCUUUUGCCAGUUGAAAAAUUGGCUGUUCCAAUCAAUUUCCUUUUCGGGCUUUUGAGGAGUGCUGUGAUGCUUGAUUGCUCUGUUGCUUGCAGACUCGACCUCGAGAGAAGGAUAGGAUCCCAGUUGGAUAUUGCUACUCUUGAUGACCUUCUGAUUCCAUCCUUCAAACAUUCAGCUGAUACUUUAUUUGAUGUUGACACAGUUCACAGGAUUUUGGUAAACUUCUCUCAACAAGACGAUAGUGAGGAAGAAAUGGACGACGCCUCUGUUUUUGAAUCGGAUAGUCCUCGUUCGCCAUCUCAAAGUGCAUUGUUUAAAGUAUCCAAACUAGUGGACAACUACCUUGCUGAAAUUGCCCCUGAUGCAAACCUCAAGCUUUCAAAGUUCGUGGUCAUUGCAGAUUCCUUACCUUCACAUGCACGAACCAUCCACGAUGGAUUAUAUCGAGCCAUCGAUAUCUAUCUUAAAGCUCAUCAAGGUCUACCAGAUUUAGACAAGAAGAAGCUUUGCAAACUAAUAGAUUUUCAGAAACUUUCACCGGAGGCCAGUGCUCAUGCGGCUCAAAAUGAGCGCCUUCCUCUCCAAUGCAUGGUUCAAGUCCUGUAUUUCGAGCAACUAAGACUUCGUAAUGCAUUGUCGAAUUCUUGCGGCGACGAAGACUACAAACCUUCGCAUCAGUCGUGGCGGAUUAGCAGUGGUGCAUUGAGUGCAGCAAUGUCUCCACGAGACAACUAUGCAUCACUUAGACGAGAAAACCGCGAAUUAAAACUUGAACUGACACGGCUAAGGAUGAGAUUGAAUGAUCUCGAGAAAGAACAUGUUUGCAUGAGGAGGGACAUGCAGAAGUCCAGUUCUCGUAAAUUCAUGAGUUCUUUCUCAAGGAAAUUUAGUAAAAUGAGCUUGUUUCGGCAUAGCUCUUCAAGAGGUUCGAGUUCGCCAUCAAAACAUUCACAGAGGACAGAUUCUAAAGUGAUUGAAAGAACAUGUACAAGUGCAGAAUAGUUCCAAUUUACAUCACUUGGUGCAAUGCAGAGUCUCUUUUCUUUGUUAAGUAUAAUGCAAGUUCUUCCUUUUUUUCUUUAUUUCAAUCUACUUGUAACUUGUAAAUGAUUACUAUUGCCAAGAACUCUUCUUUGUUGAUGAUGUUUUUGGUAACUAAAUCUCAAUAGUAUUGAAUGUUAUAGACCAACUUUUUCUUAAAGGUUCAA